This is a messenger RNA of Symbiodinium necroappetens, 930 nucleotides long. Lineage: Eukaryota; Dinophyceae; Suessiales; Symbiodiniaceae. The record is from the annotation of a GenBank genome assembly.
AUGGUUUCUCCGAGCCAUGACACACCUGGCGUCAAGCGCCGCAAAAGUAUCCUCGUAACAGAGGCUUUGGACCUCAUCGACCAGGCCCAGUCUGGCUCUGGCGACGUCGGGCAGGAUGAAGUGGAGACGCUCCUGGCCGCCAUGGGCCUGUCGGAUGAGGAUGCCAAGAAGGUCCUCCGGGCCGUUUUCGAUCGGCGAGAGAAGACCACUUACGACUCUGUGACUGAUGCAAUACUGACACUGACAAGUGUCACGGAGAGCAACCUUGAAGCAAUGAUCGGGCGAGUUUCGCUGUUCAAGAGGGCAUUCCGCAAGAUCGACGUCGAUGGCAAUUCUAAAUUGAGCUUUGGAGAGAUCGUUGGAAUGAUGGAUUCUCUGCAAAUGGAGAAGAAGUUUGCCGCUGAAGUGUUCUCUUUCUUGGAUGCGGAUGAUUCCGGCGACAUCACCUGGCAAGAGUUCGUCCGCGGUGUCAGCGAUGCUCAGUUUUCUGUACGCUUUCCGCAGAUUACGCUGGAAGCCUUGGUGGCCUUGCCUUCCAGCCUAGCGCGGGACAGGCUUAUCAGCGCAGAAGAGGAGGCUGAAGCAGUCAACAACCUCCCUGCCGUGGAAAAGUCGCUGUAUUGGUUGCUGUCUUUGAUGUAUGGUCGGUCUUCCCCGAACCGAAUAGCUCCAAUGGAGGAGGAGGAGGAGGACCUGAGCAGUGGCCCCAGGCUUCAGGAUUCCCAGGAUUCCGAGCCGCUACCUGGCAUGAAGUUGCCAUGGUUCGCAUCUGAAAGAUCGGAAAAGAAAGAUGCGAACGAGCUCAGCCCCAGCUGCAGCUCCAGUGAUUCAGAGCUGACGGCAACGACCAGUGAAUCAUCCCAUGCACCCACGGAGCAUGCCGUGACGGCGCCGUGGCCAGACUCACCAUACGCCGUGAAGUCGCGCAAG